Molecule: messenger RNA, 859 nt
Organism: Abrus precatorius (Indian licorice)
Lineage: Eukaryota; Viridiplantae; Streptophyta; Magnoliopsida; Fabales; Fabaceae
Product: 40S ribosomal protein S23
Exons: 4
Coding region: 123-551 (142 amino acids)
Biological process (GO): translation
Cellular component (GO): ribosome; cytosolic small ribosomal subunit
Molecular function (GO): structural constituent of ribosome
Source: RefSeq, a predicted model, not a curated record
UAAUUAUAUUUGUCUAAUAUAUAUAUAUAAAGCCCUAGCAUUCCGUUUAACAAUUAGGGUUUUGCUCUGUGGUUGCUGCUGAUCCUCCAUUACUUCCAAGCUCUCCACAGAAGAACGAAGCCAUGGGGAAGACACGUGGAAUGGGAGCUGCGCGCAAGCUCAAGUCCCACCGCAGGAGGCAAAGGUGGGCUGACAAGGCAUACAAGAAAUCCCAUCUUGGGAAUGAAUGGAAGAAACCUUUUGCUGGUUCAUCCCAUGCAAAGGGAAUUGUCCUUGAAAAGAUAGGUAUUGAGGCUAAGCAGCCCAACUCUGCUAUUCGUAAGUGUGCCAGGGUUCAACUUAUCAAGAAUGGGAAGAAGAUUGCUGCAUUUGUACCGAACGAUGGUUGCUUAAACUACAUUGAAGAGAAUGAUGAAGUUUUGAUUGCUGGAUUUGGACGGAAAGGUCAUGCUGUGGGUGAUAUUCCUGGUGUUAGAUUCAAGGUUGUGAAGGUCUCGGGUGUCUCUCUUCUGGCUCUUUUCAAGGAGAAGAAGGAGAAGCCAAGGUCUUAAAUUUGUGGGUCCUCUUUUUGUUUUCAUAGUUUCUCUCAAGUGUUAUGAAUUUUGCUUUGAGGUGAAUGGGUUUUAUGGACAAUUUUGUAUCUUUUCUAGUUAUUCUACUGAACUUAAUCAUUUUACAUGUUUAGUAACAUAUUUUAGCUUGCCUCCCUUUUAUUCUUCAUCCCCUUUCUCUGGUUGUCGUGCUGUUGGCCUUGAACAUUAUGUUAGAGGUUUAGUACGUUUCUGUUUAGCGAUUGCUACUGAUUAUGGAUUGAUCAAAAUGAAAUCUAAUGCAAUAGGGGCUAGUAAUAACUUGAUCG